This is a messenger RNA of Vespa mandarinia (Asian giant hornet), 8159 nucleotides long. RefSeq names its product Ecdysone-induced protein 93F (gene Eip93F). Gene Ontology annotation, cellular component: nucleus. The record is from RefSeq and is a predicted model, not a curated record. Lineage: Eukaryota; Metazoa; Arthropoda; Insecta; Hymenoptera; Vespidae. Gene Ontology annotation, biological process: regulation of transcription by RNA polymerase II. Gene Ontology annotation, molecular function: DNA binding.
AGGAGGAGGAGGAGGUGGUGGUAAAGGUGGAGGUGGCGAGGCUCGUGGCGGCGGCGAAGGAGACGCGGACGUCCACGCGGGUACACGAGGCAGGCACACCCGGCCGGCACGCACACCCAUAUUCUAAGAUGUGAUUUCAAAAAUGGCGGAUUGCCCCUAUGCCCGCUGUAUACAGGAACGCAGACAUAUCCGACGGGAGCUGCUGCGAUGGACAAAGAAUAUGGUCUUCGUAGUCGGUCUGGAACGAGUAGCGGAGGAGUUGAUGGGCCGUAGGAGAUGGAAGCAAUAUCAGGACACCCUGUACAGCGGCACGCGCAUCAGCGAAUCAACGACGACGACGACGACAGCGGCACAGCCCCUCCAUCGGCUUUACCCGGCGUUGUCACCGUCUUGCAAUCCGGUGCUCGGGAAUCUGGGCCAGAUUGGGCCAGCUCACCUGCUUCAUCCAACUCCGUCGCCAACCGUUACGCCGGCAGGAGCUACGACGGUUCUUGCGACGGGUUUAGCGACGGGUCUGGCAACGGGGGUGACGACGGGGGUAGCGACGGGGGUCGCUACGGGGGUGGCAGGAGUGCCUGGGAGCUUGGUUGCUGCCACGGCUACGACGGCCACCGUCGUACCCACGGUCGGUCACCUCAAACAGGACGUCUCUUCUCUUCAGAGGCAUCAUCCUCAAAAUCAUCAUCAUCAUCGACAUCCUCACUCUCAUCUCCAUACGCCGUCCUUGCUGGCCCAGGAUCAGCUUUAUCAGCAAAAGCAACAGCAGCAGCAGCAGCAAGAGGAAUCCAGACGUUUGAGACCGGAGGAAAUAAAGAUCGAAGCGGACGAAGAAGAGUCCGUAGAAGUCAGUGGUGGUGGUGGUGGUGGUGGUAUCGUCGUACGAGAGAACGCGAGGACAGCGGAUUUGGCGACGAGUACGACCUCGACGCAAACGACGAAUACGGGUACUGUGACGACGACGUCGACGACGACGACAACGACGGCAACGACGACCACAACCACGACCACGACGAGUACGUCGACGACAACGUGCGUCGCGACGUCAACUACAUCGGUUACAUCGACGAAUCUGCUCUCGUCGAGAAGACGGCGUCGAACGAAAAGACAAAACGACGGAGAGGAAGCCGACGCCGAGGAAGAGGAGGAAGGAGAGGAGGAGGAAGGAAACGAGGAGGAGGAUUCGAGGACGCGAGAGGAACCGGAAAAACGGUUGAAACUCGACGAGGACGUCGAUAGGUCCGUCAGUCCUCACAGAACGGAUAUAGAAAGAACGUCUCGCAAUCUUUCGGCUACCAACGGCACGGACGACAACGCGGAAGGGACCAAGGAACGGACAGGAGAGCUCGCGUUGGAACGGAUACCAGUGACGCAAGCUUUACUGAGAGUAAAAAAAGAAGAGGAAUUACAGGAGGUGCCAGGUUUAGGAAUCGAAAGGACGACGACACCGGCAUCCGAUUCGGAAGGGACCAGAAGAAUCGGAGGAGGUGCCGGAGGUGGUGGUGUUGGUGGUGGUGGUUGUGGUGUUAUCUCAAACGAGGCUGAAAUCACGACGAAAACUAUCGUUCCGCCGUUUCUUCUAGCGAGUCGACGUGCAAGUCCACCGCCGGAAGAUUGGAAGCCUCUCGACAAGUGUUACUUCUGCCUAGAUGGCAAGCUGCCCCACGACGAUCAAGCGCCGCUCAGUCCACAGAGCGACAGCAGCAGUAGUUCGCGAUCGGUGGAGUCACCGAUGUCGGUCCAAGUCGACCCAAUGGCGGCGUCCGUCGUCGCGGCCGCUCUCAGCGGUACUUACCCGACUUUAUUGCCUCAGUGGUGCUUACCACCAAGAGAGGCACCUCUCGUCGGGGUACAGGCUCAUCAGGACAGUGCCACGUCGGUCGAUCAACCACUCGAUCUCUCGGCGAAACCGAAAAAUUCUCAGGAUAACAACAUAUCUCCCCUGGAACAACAGAAAAUACCUCUGAGGAUGCCCACGGGUAUCGACUCCAAGAGCAUCUUCAACUCGUGUUACCGCGCGAAACCGCGUAUUGCCGUGCCGGUGACGGCAGCAGCGGCGGCUGUAGCGGCGGCAGCAGUGGUGGGUGCAGGGGGUAGCGUCAGCCGGAAGACUUACACCGAGGAGGAACUACAGGCCGCCCUAAGGGACAUCCAGAGUGGAAAACUCGGCACGCGAAGGGCAGCCGUGAUUUAUGGGAUACCACGAAGUACCCUACGCAACAAGGUCUACAAGCUUGCGAUGGAGCGCGAAAGGGAUGCGUCCCUCUCUAGCACCCAUUCACACCCUCACGAGUCCGGCGCCCCAGCCACCACCACCACCACCAUCACCACCACCACCACCAUCACCACUACAACACCACCAAAUACGACCCAAAACGCGACCACUCCGCCCCCGCAAGUGGAUGAGUUUAACACGCGGCCACUCGGCGUUCGCGAGGUUGCAAGGCUCGAGGUGGACGAGAAGGAACUAUCGGGAGCAGAAGAGGAAAAAGAGGUCGAGAAGGCACUCCUGAAACCUUUGUUGUCGUUGGAAGACCUAGUAAGGUUUUCCGCGCUUGAAGGUAGCGGUGGAGAUUCCCUGAGGACUCUGCUUCAGCGAGGACAGGAUGCGGGUCAGGAAUGGCCAGGUUUGGAGCAUGCAAACAUCGGUCCGUACAUUCAAAAAAUGUUGGCUGCGGCAGCACCGUUCAAAGGAAUAGAAACACAAGACUACCGCAUUCCGGAGGUGAUGAGGAGGUUAAUGAGCGAGGAUAAGAGAUUAAGUAAGAGCGUGAACGGAGAUCAAGGACAGGCACAGCAUCAGCAACAACAACAACUUCAACAUCAUCAGCAUCAUCAUCAUUCGGUAUCGGCGGUAGGACAUCAACAAAGUGGCCCACAAACGAGUGUGCAAUCGGUGACGCAACAGCAAACGCAUCAACAUCUCCGGACACCGAUGACCAACGAUGAUUUUAAUCCGAGCAUCGAGGAAGAGGCGAGCGAUAGUGCUCAAGGCAGAGCAAUAUUGAAGAUUCCGUCCUACAAGCCAGCGAGUACGCCAAGUUGUUCGAGUAACAAGAACGGCGAACCGACGUCGGCUGCUUUCGCUCAGGGAUUCGCGGCAACGGCUUCGAGUCCGAAUCUUCUGGAACGUGCUAGCCCAGCGUUCUCGGGGACGAGCAGCCCGACGAACUCCCUGGUCGGCAAGGCGGUGCCUGUUAAUUUUCGUGACGUCAUCGCGAAGAGUAUCAGCGUCAAGUUCCAAGAAGGUCAACAGGCAGGUGUUACAGGUGGAUUAGCGGCUUGUCAAGCGAGUACAGUGGUACAACCGCAGCAACCGAUGAUGCCCGAACCGAGUCCAUUCAAAAGAGGCCGUUAUACGCCACCUCAACCAGCGCCACCUGUUCAGCAAGCUCAACAGAAUAAGCCGCAAAGUCAGGAGGCCAACAAGCCGAAACCCGGUACUGGUGGUAAAGGAACUAGACCAAAACGCGGAAAGUAUAGAAAUUACGAUAGAGAUAGUCUCGUCGAAGCCGUGCGUGCGGUUCAACGAGGCGAGAUGAGCGUUCAUCGAGCUGGUAGCUACUAUGGCGUGCCGCAUUCCACCCUCGAGUACAAAGUUAAAGAACGCCACCUCAUGAGGCCACGCAAGAGGGACCAGAAGCAACCGGACGACAAGACGAAAGAUGGAACGAGUACGACGACGGCGGCAGCGGCAGCUGCGGCCGCGGCGGCGGCUGCUGCGGCAAUGAGACCCGGUACAGCUGACAAAAAGGCACCGCUGAAGACUCAAAAACCGUUCACCCCGGCCAGUGGUAUUCCUGGUCCUAAUGGACUGAAGAUGCCACCUUUCAUCGAAGGCAUGCCGCACUUACCUUUUCCACCUUUUAACUUUUGGAGUCCUGCCCCGUUCUUACCCUCACCGUUCAUGCCGGGUGCCGCCAAUGUACCGACCAUCCUUCCGGAGCAAUACUUUGCGUCACAAAGGAUGCGUGGCUUGCAAGAACAGCAAAGAAGCGCAGCGAUUGUUCAACAACAGCCGCAUCAACAGCAUUCGCAGCGAGAAAGAGAGGCCGGGGCGACCGUCUCGAGCACGGAAACGCCCGGUACGUCGACCGCAAGAAACGCGACGAUCGCUAAGGCACCACGGGAAAUAACGGAGAGUCUUUACGAUGGUAGCGGAGCGAAUGGAAGUUUUUUGGACAAUCUGAUAAGGUCGAGUCUUGAGACCGGUAUACCUAGGGAUCAGCGAGUCUUGACGGAAACGAGAAGUCAACAGCAACAAACGUCGUCGUCGUCGUCUACGUCGUCGACUUCGUCUCAGCAACAACAACAGCAGCAGCAGCAGCAACAACAACAGCAACACCCAGAAACGAUGAGCGGCAAGGCCUUGAUCGAUCAACUAUGUAGGAAUUCGAGGAGGACACCGUUGCCGCGUAUAACGCAAGAUAGUAGCGAGGAUGAGAGUUAUAGGGGACCAUCGGGAACUUCCGGUAGACUCGAUAGAGUACCAGAGAGACCGGAGAGGGUACCUACCGUUGAUCUCAGCCCAUCGCCCUCCGAGAGGGCUCGUACCGACGAUGGCAGCGAUCGUUUGACCUCACCGCCGACGCCUCUUUCGAUCUCCCGUGCGGGAAGCAGGGACGAGGACAGUACUCGCGAUUCGAGGUUAGAUCGUGCCAGUAGAGAACGCGAAGUUCAUAACGGUGCCGCUCAGGAAGAUCGAGGUGCCCUCGGUACGCAGCAACAGCAACAAUUGAAUCAUUACCCGGACUUACACAAUCUUUAUGCCGUAUCAACUGACAAAAAAAGUGCCUGUGAUAGUAAGCUUAUAGUAGAUCAUUCGAGCCAGAAGACUCAACAACAGCAACAACAACAGCAACAGCAACAACAGAAGGAAUAUGCCGCGGUAAGCGGCUUGGUCGUGCAACUGCAGAGGGGCUACAACACCGGCAGCAGCAGGUCCGCCGAGCAAACGAACAGCCAACAGCCGGCGGAACAACGUGGACCUGUCAUCGGUAUGGAAGACUCCGUAGAGCAGUAGACGAAAGUCAGUAUCAGUUAUCAGUAAGGUAUAGAAUUAUGAUAACGGUAAUCGAUUUCGAACGUUAAUCCUGUAAAACCUUUUUCCAUUCAGAAAGUUCUAUAUCACGCCUGUCUCACAUCCUAUUAUUCGUCCUUGAGCGCGAACAGUUUCAUUCGAAUUCGACGAUUCGAUUACUGGCGGUCAAUAAGAAAGAUUAGGAGACUGUUUGAACGUAAUACAAGGACUAUCCCGAUAUUCCUCGACUUCGUUCGAAAACUGUACUGGAAGAAGGUACUAGCAAUUCUUCGAAACCUCCUACGACGGAGAUCGGUGAAGAUCGGUAAGAGAAAACGCUUCGAUACCGACUGAGUAAACUCGCUAUCAAUUUUCCAAAGACUCGGUCGAGAGAUCAUCCGCCGUGUACGGUGUCCAUGCUCUCGGUGGGAAAUCUUACGAGUAUGCCGAUUUUUUCUGAAUUCAGAGCAGACUAACGAUAAGAUAUUGAUAAAAGACACGAUACAAUUUAUCUACUACUACUACUACUGCAUUACCGAGUAUACCUUUCGUACACGUACCGCAUACGCUUACAGAGGAAUACGAACGAAAUCGGUGAAUGACACACUGACAACAAAAAAAAAAACACACUAACACAGACGAGAAAUACGAUUUAUAGGAACACACAAGCAGCGUAGAGGCAACGCGGGCGGAUCCCCGCAUACGCGUUGAAUUUUUAGGAUUCCAUUUUCGAGUAUGUUGCGAAUAAGCAUACCCGUUUGCCGUAUACUAAUCUAUAAGACGAUCAAUCGUUUAAGAUCGAAGCAAAAGGAGAGCUAAUGCGUUUUAGGUGAAACAAAGAAAAAAAAGAAAAAAAAAAGAUAAGACAAACGACAACAGCGUAUUAUUUCCUCUAUCGAUGUAAAACUACCUAAUGGAAACUUAUUACCUACUAUUAACAUUACUUAACUCGUAAGGAGCAACAUAAUUAUAUAAGGAAUGAUAUAUUAUAUAUAUAUACAUAUAUUUUUGGUCAUUACGGACGUAUGCGAAAUGAGAAACGAGCCAAGGCUUUUUUGGCGCACGUAGGUGACAUUUUUUCACAAGGCGACAAUAUUUCUCUAAUCUCAGUUCUCUUAAGGCCGGUGUUCGACGCAAACAUCAUCCCACGUUUUACGAGACGUUGUUUAGCUUGAAACGCGAUCAAGAGAAAAUAGGAAAGAUUUUUUCAGGGAAUUCAGGGAAGAAAGAUUUCAAAUGGACAUCGUAAAAUUCUCGAUAAUUUUUUAAUAUCGGACUUAUUAAACCUUUCUUUUAUUCUAAUCAAAAUUUGAAAAAGUCAUAUGAGCGUGUGUGUAUUAAAGAGGGAGAGAGAGAGAGUGAGAGAGAGAGAGAGAGAGAGAGAGAGAGAGAGAGAGAGAGAAAGCAAGCAACUCUUCAAAGGAUACCCUUUUAUAGUCUGUGACAUUAAUGGUGCUUCCUGAGGACAACCGGAAUACGGAUAUCCUGGAAAUAUUUUACAAACUAUUAAAAUAGGGUAUCCUCGAGAUAUUUCGUUAAGAGUGAAAAGAUAGACUCACGUUUUAAGAAGAAAAAAUAACAGAGUAGAUAAAGAGAAAGUUGAAAAAAAAUAAAAGAAAAAAGAAUUAUUAUUCUCCUUUCAAAGGAUUUUACGAGUCCAAAAGAAAUCCUUCUGACGCGAUCGUACGUUCCUUGAAUUUUCAUUUAACAAAAAGGGACGGAUUUAUAGAGAGAUUUUCGAAGUGGUAGGAAACAAAAUUGCAAAUGAUAACGAACGGGCAAGUCAAGUAAGAAGAAGAAAAUGAAAAAAAAUAUAAAGUUAAAAAGUUUAAAGAGAGAGACAGACAGAGAGAGAGAGAGAGAGAGAGAGAGAGAGAGAGAGAGAGAGAGAAAGAAAACGGGGGCAUAAAAAAUAUUAUAGAGGAGACGCGUGAUCUCGACUCGGGUCUUUCUAUAUAAUACCGAAGUGCAGAAACAUUUUUCUUAAGCGCGAGUACGCCCGAUAACACUUUUUGAUACGAAUGCAAAUUUUCUACUACGUAGAGGAAGAGAUACAGCAGCAGCAGCAGCAGCAGCAGCAGCAGCCGCAGCCGCAGCCGCAGCCGCAGCCGCAGCCGUAGCAGCAGCAACAGUAACGUCGUUGUAGUGAUCUCACUCGAAUUAGGGUUUCGUUUUUUCACCGGGUUCCACGAGUAACGAUAAUAAUGAUGACAGACGAUGAUAACGAUAUUGUUGUUGAUGAUGAUGAUGAUGAUGAUGAUGAUGAUGUCGAAUGCGAGGCGUAGGAGCGAAUCUACGUUUCGGAAAGGUUUGCUUGUUUCUUUAAAAACGUUCUCUCUUUGGCCAGGAAGUUUUCGUAAAAAGAUCGAUCUCUUUGAGAGAUUGUUCAUUGAUAAUUCCAUAUUAGUAUCGCAGUUCGAAAUUCGAAUUGGAAAGGGACAAAAAAGAAAAAAAAAACAAACAAAACAAAAAAAAAAGAAAAAACAAAGAAACAAAGAAAAAACAAAAAACGACGUUCGUCGUUUCUUUCGUAUGAUAAAUGAUCGGUUGGACCAAUGGGUGAUAUUAGUUAGACGGUGUUAGGUGAAAUCAAAGUUGGGGAGGGCUUAUAAACUUAAAACGAGGAGUGCAAGAAAGUGAUGACAGGGACGUAGAUAUCGCUAAUCCGCUUUUCCUCGCGAGUAACGAGUAACGAUGAUAGAGGAAUCGGAUAAGAGGUAAGAGGGAGAAAAUAAAAUGAAAUACAGAGGAAGAAUGUGAAAGAGAAAAGAAUUAAGAAAUUUAGGAAGGAAGGGAAGAACGAUCCACGCACUCAUCUCAUGACACUAUUUUAAGAAAGAAUUUAAGAAGGAAUAAAAUAACCAAAAGAAAAAAAAAGCAAGCGUAACGACUGAAAGACUUUAGGCUGUAUAUAAAGUAUAAGGCAUGUAUGUUUGGUGUUUUAAAAAUGCAAAAAUUCCUUAUUAACGAAAAAAAAAGUUAUACCCUAUGCGAAAAAAAGUAAACAAUGUAAACAAGACUACUCUCUCGGUGUUUUUUGGAACUAAACUUAAAAAAAAUUUGUCCUAUUUAAAGGGAAAAAAACAAGUAUAAAAGAAUAAGGCGUGAGAAUAAUGAUGUAACUCUCUAAAGAAAAAAAAAA